Xenopus tropicalis (tropical clawed frog) is the source of this 1720-nucleotide messenger RNA. RefSeq names its product cytochrome P450 family 8 subfamily B member 1, gene 1 (gene cyp8b1). The transcript has 2 exons. The record is from RefSeq and is a predicted model, not a curated record. NCBI's taxonomy places the organism in Eukaryota, Metazoa, Chordata, Amphibia, Anura, Pipidae. Gene Ontology annotation, molecular function: oxidoreductase activity, acting on paired donors, with incorporation or reduction of molecular oxygen; monooxygenase activity; heme binding. The coding region runs from base 166 to 1701 and encodes 511 amino acids. Gene Ontology annotation, cellular component: endoplasmic reticulum membrane.
UUUGGCUAUUUAUAGUCUGCAGUGCUGGUUCUGGUUCCCGACACAAUGUAGCAGAAGUCAGCUGACUAACAGACCUGAAAGAGAACUGGCGUCUGCUAGAGAGAGUGGGGGCAGAAAGCAACAGAGAGAACUGCUAAAUACCUGACUGCAUUGCAAUCUCCAAAAAUGGCUCUGUUUCUUCCAAUCAUUUUGGCUCUGUUGGUUUCGGUUAUCGGUGGCCUCUACCUGCUGGGAAUGUUCCGUAAAAGGAGACCAGACGAGCCUCCGCUGGACAAAGGCACGAUACCGUGGCUGGGAUACGCUCUAGAUUUCAGAAAAAACACGUCAACGUUUUUGCAGAAGAUGCACAAGAAGCACGGAGACAUUUUCACGGUGCAGAUUGCCGGUUAUUAUUUCACAUUUGUAAUGGAUCCUUUGUCUUUUGGGCCCAUUAUCAAGGAAUCCAAAGGAAACUUGGACUUUGAAGAAUUUGCUAAAGAUUUGGUGUUGAGAGUCUUUGGAUACCAGUCGUUCACUAACGAUCACAAAAUGCUGGAAAAGUCAAGUACAAAGCAUCUGAUGGGCGAUGGUCUGAUAGUGAUGACCCAAGCCAUGAUGGAAAACCUGCAGAACCUUAUGGUGCACAACAUCGGCAGUGGUAAAGGGGAGAGAGAAUGGCAGCAGGAUGGGUUGUUCAACUACAGCUAUAAUAUUGUCUUCCGUGCCGGCUACCUUGCAUUAUAUGGCAACGAGCCAGCCAAGAAUAAGGGGAGUAAAGAAAAGGCCAAAGAGUUUGAUCGCAAGCACUCCGAUGAGUUGUUCUAUGAGUUCCGAAAGUACGACCAGUUAUUCCCGCGUCUGGCCUACGCGGUUUUGCCUCCCAAAGACAAGAUAGAAGCUGAGAGGUUAAAGAGGUUGUUUUGGAACAUGUUAUCUGUAAAGAAAACCCUCCAAAAAGAAAACAUUAGUGGUUGGAUCGGGGAACAACAUCAGCAGAGGGCAGAGCAAGGGUUGCCAGAAUAUAUGCAAGAUAGGUUCAUGUUUUUGCUUCUGUGGGCAUCCCAGGGUAACACUGGUCCAGCCUCGUUCUGGUUUCUCCUUUAUCUACUGAAACAUCCCGAAGCCUUGAAAGCAGUAAGGGAAGAGGUGGAAGCAGUUCUAAAGGAAACUGGUCAAGAAGUAAAGCCUGGUGGUCCUCUUAUUAACCUCACCAGAGACAUGCUGAUGAAGACCCCUGUCAUGGACAGUGCGGUUGAAGAGACCCUACGGCUGACAGCCGCUCCGGUCCUUAUCAGAGCAGUGAAACAGGAUAUGAAAAUCAAGAUGGCAAGUGGGAAAGAUUUUUCCAUGAGGAAAGGAGACAGGGUUGCCCUUUUCCCUUAUAUUGCUGUCCAAAUGGACCCAGAGAUUCAUGCCGAACCUGAGAAGUUUAAGUACAACCGAUUCCUGAAUGAAGACGGCACAAAAAAGACAGAAUUCUUCAAGAAUGGGAAGAAGGUGAAAUAUUACACCAUGCCCUGGGGAGCUGGGAGCACCAUAUGCCCCGGGCGUUUCUUUGCCACCAAUGAACUGAAACAGUUUGCAUUUCUGAUGCUGACAUACUUUGAGUUUGAGCUUGUUAAUCCCAACGAGGAAAUUCCAAGUAUUGAUCCAAACCGGUGGGGUUUUGGCACCAUGCAGCCAACUCGUGAUGUUCAGUUUAGGUACAGACUCCGCUAUUAAUUAAAAGCACCCAAUUUGU